GGUUGCUCUGUGGGUAUAAGAAGGGGACACUUGGCCCAGAGCAGCAUAACCUUUCCACCUGUAGUCCAAGCAACAUCUACUUGCGGAUCUAAGCAGGAUUCUUUCUUUUCUUUUUUUUACAAAACCUCCAGCACAGCUUCCUGCGGUUUAUUUGGAAAAUGCAGGUCUCAACCAUGCCACUGGGACAAUACGGGUACUCGAUGCGCCAUUACGCGCCAAUCUACCCAGAAUACAGAAGCAGCAAGUCGGUCUCCUCCAAACCGGCCAGUGGGAAAUCCUUUACCAUCGACGCUUUGCUGGGCAAAUCAGACCAUGCUUCUUUUGAGAGUGACAGAUCAAGUUCUCUUUACCACAGGGAAAAGUAUCCGUCUCUUCUAGCCUCUGCACUUCCACCGCCGGCAGCUCAGCAUUUCUACUCGCCGAGCCUCAUGCAGACCCACCCUGGAUACCCUCUCUACUACUGCCCGCCGUUCUCUUACCAGGCAACAUGUCGGGGAGCUGUUUACGCCCAUGACAUCCCUCUAUCCAAGCACAGCCUCCAUUCGUUUAAGUCCAAGGGUGGCAAAUCAAAGAGAGUGCGUACAAUUUUCACCAACGAGCAGCUUUCCCGACUUGAAAAGGAGUUUGCUAGGCAGCAGUACAUGGUUGGCUCGGAGAGAUUCGUGCUGGCGUCGGCUCUCCACCUUACAGAGGCUCAGGUUAAGGUCUGGUUCCAGAACCGAAGGAUUAAGUGGAGGAAGCAGAGCUUGGAGCAGCAGCAGGCAAAACUCGCCAAACUGGGCCUUGUGGCCCCCGUGAGCAGCCCCGACUCCCGCGUAGACGAGGACCAGGAAGAAAUCGUCUUCUCCGAUGAGUCUACCGACGAUCUCGAGGCCUCCCUCAACCAUUGUUAAAACACCUUCUUCAAAGAAGCCACAUGGUCUAAGUGUACCAGUACCACAAGUGUACGUUAACUGUAUAUAAACCUGUAAUUAUUGUAAAGUAUAUUGUUAUUUUUAAACUGUAUAUAAUAUAUUUAAAAAAUAAUAAUCCGAGUUGAAUAAUAAAUUAUGGAAAACGUUUUUGUAU
This is a messenger RNA of Acipenser ruthenus (sterlet), 1068 nucleotides long. RefSeq names its product homeobox protein not2. The coding region runs from base 159 to 893 and encodes 244 amino acids. The record is from RefSeq and is a predicted model, not a curated record. Gene Ontology annotation, biological process: neuron differentiation; central nervous system development; regulation of DNA-templated transcription. Gene Ontology annotation, molecular function: DNA binding; DNA-binding transcription factor activity, RNA polymerase II-specific. NCBI's taxonomy places the organism in Eukaryota, Metazoa, Chordata, Actinopteri, Acipenseriformes, Acipenseridae. The transcript is spliced from 3 exons.